CUCCCACCGUUUUUAGGACCCUGCGGAAACUCUUUCGGUCUGACGUCCUCUGCGGCGCCGCGUUAGAGCCCCAGUGAGCUACCGGGGCCGGAGUGAGGGAGAGAGAGAGACAGAGAGAGAGAGAGAGCGGCCGCGGAGGGAAGACGGGACGGGGCAGCGCGCAAGCGACUUCCGGAGGGGGGCUCAGGCCUGGGGCCGGCGAAACGGGGAGAAGGAGGACCUGAAGGACGGAAGGUGGAUCAGCAACAUCGCUCCAGAACUUUAUUUCUUUCUCAUCCGCGUUCAUUUCUAAAUGCAUCGCAAGUAGUCGGGUUUAGUUUCGAUGAUGCCGUCCAACGCCGCCGCUCUCACCCCCGAGUUCAAAACGUCUGACGUGGACUGUGACGCGGCAGCGAAGAAAGCGAGUUCAGAGCAGGAACAGGAAGUGUCUGAGGUCAUGCAGAAAGAGGCUGUUGUGGACAUGCCAUCUCGCAGAGUCGGGCGUCCUGCUCGCAAACGCAAACCUCCCACGGUGAACAGCUGUGAGUCCCUGAAUGAGGGUGUGGUCUACGUGAAGGAGGCGGAGUGUAACGGUGAGAACGAGAGGAGGGUUUCCCAGGGUGCUCUACAUGGGCAUGACUCUUCCUCCGACUCCUCCCACCGGAACGGCUCGGACAAGGCCGAUCAAGAGGAAAGCUCCGCCCCCUCCACACCACGGAAAAAACGUGGGCGGCGGAAACGCAAGCACCCAGAAAAACAUGUGGAGGAUGAUGGCAGCAGCAGCAGUGAUAACAGUAGAGGAGAGGGUGACAGUGGACGUGUGCGGACUCGUGAGGGAAGAGACAUCAGCCUCCGGCGCAAAACUGUACCUCCAACCAUCUUCCAGGCCGGAGACCCUUAUCACAUGAGCAAGAAAGAGAGAGAGGAGCUGCUUGCCCACUUUAAGAAAGAGCUCACCCAGCCAAGUGUAGAGGAGGCCUCUGGAUCUAAUCAUGGCCUGGAAGAGAAGAAGGCUCACCUGAUGCCACUCACCAACGACACCAUGGCUGACCAAUCAGAAGACGACACCCUGAGAAACGAAGAGCAGCUGGCUGUCCCACCCACUCCUGCACCACAGACUCCGCCCCCUCAGCAGCAGCACACAGACCCCGCUUCACCCACAGUCGCCACAACGCCUGAGCCUUCUGUCCCGGUCCCUGUUGCUUGUGGUAACAAAGAUCUGCGCAAGUCGGUGGAGGCGGAGCCAGAAUAUGAUGAUGGACGUGGCUUCGGGAUCGGAGAACUGGUCUGGGGGAAGCUGCGCGGGUUCUCUUGGUGGCCCGGCCGCAUCGUCUCCUGGUGGAUGACGGGACGCAGUCGAGCUGCAGAGGGAACCAGAUGGGUCAUGUGGUUUGGCGAUGGAAAAUUCUCAGUGGUCUGUGUGGAAAAACUGUUGUCCUUGAGUUCGUUUUCUACUGCCUUUCAUCAGCCUACCUACAGCAAACAGCCCAUGUACAGAAAAGCUAUCUAUGAGGUGCUACAAACGGCCAGUACACGGGCGGGGAAGCCUUUCCCAGUGUGUGUGUCAACUGAUGAAUCUGACACGGGGAAGAGUGUCGAGCUGCAGACCAGAGAGAUGAUCGAGUGGGCAAGUGGAGGAUUUCUGCCUACUGGGGCCAAAGGACUGGAGCCACCACCUGCUGAGAGGAACCCCUACACUGAAGUGUACCCUGAAAUGUGGGUGGAGCCAGAAGCUGCAGCAUACACAGCUCCGCCUACCAAGAAAACUAGAAAGAGCAGUUUGGAAAAACCUAAAAUUAAAGAGAUUAUAGAUGAAGGAACCAGAGAGAGGCUUUUAUACGAGGUACGCCAAAAGUGCAGGAAUAUCGAAGAUAUGUGUAUAUCCUGUGGAAGUCUGAACGUGUCGCUUGAACAUCCUCUAUUCAUCGGAGCCAUGUGCCAGAGCUGCAAGAACUGUUUCCUGGAGUGUGCGUAUCAGUACGAUGACGACGGUUACCAGUCCUACUGCACUAUCUGCUGUGGUGGGAGAGAGGUCCUGAUGUGUGGAAACAACAACUGCUGCAGGUGCUUCUGUGUGGAGUGUGUAGAUUUACUGGUUGGUACCGGUUCAGCGCAGGCUGCUAUAAACGAAGACCCGUGGAACUGCUACAUGUGCAGCAGUAAAGGUGUGUUUGGAAUACUCCGGCGCAGAGACGACUGGACAUCGCGCCUCCAGCUGUUCUUCGCCAACAACCAUGACCAGGACUUUGAUCCUCCUAAGAUUUACACACCUGUAGCAGCAGAGAAAAGGCAGCCAAUCAGAGUGCUCUCUCUGUUCGACGGCAUUGCUACAGGUCUGUUGGUGCUAAAGGACCUGGGCAUCCAGGUGGAGCGCUAUGUGGCAUCCGAGGUGUGCGAGGACUCCAUUACAGUUGGGAUGGUGAGACACCAGGGCCGGAUCAUAUAUGUGGGCGACGUCCGCAAUGUGACACAUAAACACAUUCAAGAUUGGGGUCCUUUUGACCUGGUGAUAGGUGGCAGCCCCUGCAAUGAUCUUUCCAUCGUCAACCCAGCCAGGAAAGGACUCUUUGAGGGCACAGGACGACUCUUUUUCGAGUUUUACCGCUUGCUACACGAGGCUCGACCUAAAGAAGGAGAUGAGCGGCCGUUCUUCUGGCUCUUCGAGAACGUCGUGGCCAUGGGAGUGAGCGACAAGAGAGACAUCUCACGCUUCCUCGAGUGCAACCCAGUGAUGAUCGAUGCCAAGGAGGUGUCCGCCGCCCACCGCGCCCGCUACUUCUGGGGCAACCUGCCUGGCAUGAACAGGCCGUUAACUGCGAUGGCGAACGAUAGGCUCGACCUGCAGAACUGUCUGGAACAUGGACGCACAGCCAAGUUCGAUAAGCUGAGAACCAUUACAACUCGCUCUAACUCCAUCAAACAGGGCAAAGACCAGCACUUCCCUGUCUUCAUGAAUAACAAGGAGGACAUCCUCUGGUGCACUGAGAUGGAAAGGUAUGGAUGGCUGGAUGGAUGGACGGACGGAUGGACGGACGAAGAAAGAGACAGGGUGUUUGGAUUUCCUGUCCACUACACGGACGUGUCCAACAUGAGUCGUCUGGCCAGGCAAAGACUCCUAGGGAGGUCGUGGAGCGUCCCGGUGAUCCGGCACCUGUUCGCGCCGCUGAAGGAAUACUUCGCCUGUUACUGAAGCCCCGCCCCUCCGAGUCACACCGUGCCAUCCCACGACUCGCUUCGCACCUUCAAUUGCAUAACAACCAAGCUCCACCCCUUUUUACAUUUUGUUUGGUAGUUGCCUGACGACUUACCGGUGCUAUUCAUCAAAAACAAACGGUUUAUCUGACAACACGUGUCAGUUUUACAUGUUGGCUAUUUAUUGAGGACUUUUUUUGUUUUACAGACUUUUGAAGUCAUUUACAUUUAAAUGUCAGAACGAUCGACAUUUCAUCUGUGAUCACAGCUUCUCUGAUGAAAGAGAGACAUGCCUGCAUGAGCGUGUGGAUGCCAGAGUGUGUUGUGUCUGUAAUCGUGUGUAUGUGUGUGUGUGGGGGGGGGGUGGGGUCGGGUCGGGUCGGGGUGUUAGGGUUGGUUGUCUCUUCGAGCACAAAGGACAUUUGAGGGUCAUGGCAUCUUUGAAAACUAAACCCACAAACACACACUGUUCUGGUGCCAUUUACAUAUUUUACCUGUAGUCAAAUGGUGCAAACACACACACACACACACACACACACACACACACACACACACACACACACACAAGCUGAUACACUGUUUACAGUCAUGUCAUGGUACUACACAACUACUCGACAGCUCAAUGCUGAUACAACAACGGUGCUCUCUCUCUCUCGCUUUCUCUCCCUUCCUCCCGCUUUUCUUCUACAUCUCCAGCACAAAUCCCUUCUCGUUUCCCUUCUACCUCUUUUUUACCUCUUUCUCCCUUUCAUGUUUUCCUUUCUUGCUCACCCGCUUGCUCCUUAUUUUUCCUCGGUUUCUUUCUCCCUUGUUUCUUUGUCUUCUGUCUUUCCCAUUGAUCUCAUUCACUUUUCCCGAGUCUCCUCUGUAGGUCUCCUGCUCUGUCAGCAAUACUGAUGCACAGCCACAUCUGAGGCCUUACUUCUGUGGCACAUGGUGACCGACACACACACACACACACACACACACACACACACACACACACACACACACACACACACACACACAAACAGAGGAUCUGAUUUGUUGUUGCAUGGUUGGGAGUUUUCUACUUACAAGCUGAUGCAAUAUAGCUAAAACUUUUGAAAGUGUUCACACACACACACACACACACACACACACACACACACACACACACACACACACACUCACUCAGAGAGCUGCUGCGCUUCCAGCCCAGGCCUGCAGGGGGUAGCGGCAAAAUACAAACAAAUCAAUCCUUCCACAAAACACUGUGGUGAUGCUAGCGACCACCAGCGGAACUCAUUUCUACUGUAAACCACAAGGUCUCGUCCGACUCCGCCAUUUUUACCGAAGUGUGCGAGUGUGUGUGGGUGUGUGUGCGUGUGGAGAAACGUUCUCCGACUCCUCGACAUGCUUCGCUUUUUUGUCCGACCGAGGAAACUAUCAGAAAUAUCUCCGGGGUGCUUUCUUCUUCUUCCUCUUCCUUCUUAUUUCCUUCCCUUCCUAUUUCCUUGCUCAGGCUAGCAUUAAGCCUGUAUGAUUAGCGCUGUCUUUAUUUAAGCGAGGCAUGCUUCCACCGACGUGGCAGAACCUUUUGAGGAACUAAACCAGUUGUAGAACUAAUCGGAAACUGAACUUUGCAAGUUCCCGGUGAAAGUUCUCGUUUAAAUCCUAAAUACUAAAAUCUGCCUCGGUUCCUCUCAUAGAAAUGUGCCUAAUGUUUCUAAUGUUCCUCAAAUGUUCUUGGGUUCCUGUGGUGGAAACACGCCCAAAGUUUCAGAAGGUUUCUGCAGUGGAAAUGCAGCUAUAGUUCCUCAAAUUUUCCAAAAGUCUAAAUGUGGCUAAACUUCCUGGAUUGC
Tachysurus fulvidraco (yellow catfish) is the source of this 4994-nucleotide messenger RNA. It is a transcript of the gene dnmt3aa, whose product is annotated as DNA (cytosine-5-)-methyltransferase 3 alpha a. Lineage: Eukaryota; Metazoa; Chordata; Actinopteri; Siluriformes; Bagridae. The transcript is spliced from 24 exons. Gene Ontology annotation, molecular function: methyltransferase activity. The record is from RefSeq and is a predicted model, not a curated record. Gene Ontology annotation, cellular component: nucleus; cytoplasm. Gene Ontology annotation, biological process: negative regulation of DNA-templated transcription. The coding region runs from base 323 to 3169 and encodes 948 amino acids.